AAGCAUGAAAUACCUUCGGUAUUCAAUAAAUUUUUAUCAGCAAGUCAUCGAGCUCAUAGUCGAGCUAGUCGUGUAGCUAGCUAGCUCUGAACUGCUCCAGUUUGGAAACGUUAACGGUUUCUACUGCUAAAGCCUCUUCAAUGAAGAUUUCAUAAGAGAAACAUCCUUUCAGUACAACAGCCAAAGCAGCACAUUAACUUCUUUAACUAUGAAUGAAGAAAUAAACGAAUUUGUCGAAAGCUUGAAGGAAGCUUACAGAUACAACCGCUUGAGAGACCAAGAACGAUGGCCACCAGUUAGAGGAGAAAGACUGAUCAAUUUACAAUUAGUCGAGGCUAAUAAGAUAGAGGGAUUCGGCGGCAAGACAAAAAAUUCUAGACACAAUAACAAGCAACCUGAAGAUGACAAAGACAAGCAACAUGAAAAUGACAAAGACAAACGCAAAUCAAUACUCCAUACUGACCUGUUCAAGAUUGAUAGUGGCAAGAAGCCAGUAAGGAAGAUUAUUGUAGAAGGCAAUGCUGGGAUUGGUAAAAGUACACUGUGUGCCAUGCUUGCCGAAGGGUGGGCUGAGGGAGAGAUCCUGACACAAUUUGAUAUCAUCAUCAUACUUCCACUUCGAGAACCAUCGGUGCAAUCGGCCAACUCUCUUUCAGACCUACUUCAGCUGUUUAACGUCUCUGAACCUGCUAUUAUUAACUACGUCGAGAAGAAGAUCAGAAAAGGGCUUCUCAUCAUAGCUGAUGGCUGGGAUGAACUCAGUGAAGACAAAAGAUCAGAGAAUUCAUUUCUUCACAAAUUCCUUUUUGGCCUAUUUACUUGUGUUGUACUCACAUCCCGACCUUCUGCUUCAACUCCUAUUCGUAGGCUUAUGGAUCGUUUUGUCGAGGUGGUGGGUUUUGACGAAAAAAAUAUCAGACAGUACAUUAAGGCUGAUUUCGAGCAAGAUCCGGAGAAAGCUUCUUCUCUUAUUGAGCAGCUUGAAAACAAUCCACUCAUUCAGAGUGUUUGCUCUGUACCAUUAAGUUGUGCUAUUGUCUGUGACGUGUGGCACAAAGAUCAAACCCUCCCAAGCACAAUCACAGAAUUGUACUUCAGAAUAACGCGGUAUGUCAUGCUACGUGACCUAAACAAAAAAUUCCCACAAUACGAUGUGAUGGCACUCGAGAGUUUUGAUUCCAUUCCUGAAAAGCUUCAGAGAGAGUUUUGGCUGGUUUGCAGGUUCGCUUAUGAGUUUCUGUCCAAUGAUCAAAUAGUCUUCUCAGAUAGUGAAAUCAGUAAAAUUGCAUCAUUUUCACAAGACACCAAGUUUAGUGAAAAAAAAUCAUUUUUCUUUGGUCUAUUACAAACUGCACAUUCGAUUCUGCCUGGGCAAAGCUCAGUAGGUUAUGGGUUAUCUUUUCACUUUGCUCACCUGACCAUCCAGGAGUUCUUGGCUGCUGUUCAUAUUGUCACUCUAUCUCAUGAAAAGAAGCAAAAGAUUUGCGAUAGUUAUGCUGGAAACGAUCGGUUUAAUGUAGUCUGGAGAUUUGUGCUUGGUCUUGAGGGAGAAAAAAAGUACAGUGGCCAUUUUGUCUCGUUAGGUGAUGUGUUGGUUGAUCAGAUACUAUUUGCAUUAAGGGAUGAAGAUAUGUUACUGUGCCACUGCUCAUUGGAAUCCACGGCUGAUGUUGUACACUGUAAAGUAGUCAACAGGAUUUGUGUCAAGUUUAGUGACGAUCUUUAUAGAUCAAUCAAUACCCCCCUAACUGCUCAUGACUGUGUAGCUCUUUUGCACAUUUUUGAAUCUAUAUCACAUAAUUGUUCUGAGGUCAAGCUCAAUUUUUCAGGGAGUCUUAAUGAAAAACAACUUCAGAAACUAGCUACUAUCCUUAUUGAUAAAAAGUUGCAAGUAAAAGAAUUAAGUCUCGAUAACUGUCAGCUUACAAAUGAAUGUCUCAUGACCUUCUUUAAAAAAGCAUCAGCUUCAUUUCGACAUAUUAAUGAAGUGUCUCUAGAUGGGAACCUUGUCACAGAUUUACCAUUUUCACCCAGCAAUAACACAGUAACAUGGCUUUCUUUAUCUAAAAAUCCACUUUGGGAAUGUGGCGUCCAGUCACUAGAGAGAGCUGUAUGCGCAGGCUCACUAGUAAAACUUGAGUAUCUGUUGCUAUCUGGUGCACUUACAAACAGCACAGACAUUGUUGAUGUCACAGUGUUAGCCACACUUCUUCCAGCAUUAGCUACACACUGCCCUAAUCUGAAUUACCUUGAUCUCUCUAAGAAUAAUAUCGGUGUGCCAGGAGCUGGUGCAAUAGGAGAGGCACUUGUAAAACUUGCUAUCAAUAGGAAGGAGUUAGAUCUGAACCUAAGUGAGACCAAUCUCGACAGUGUGGCAGCGACAGCAUUUUCUGACAAAGUGUUGGCUAUGUUAGUGGAUGUUUCAAACCCACUCUCCUGUGGAAUUUAUUUGCGUGUUAAUAAGAAUCCACUUGGACACAGCGGCUUGUUAGCUAUCUUUAGAAUGCUCUCUAACAAAAACUGUCCAGUAAUGAGACUUGUUCUAGACCACACUCACGCAGUUAAUCAAGGCCAAUUAACGACAUCCUCUUUUGAAACCCUAACAUUUCCUGGUCAAUGUAGCAAAUUAAAUGAUAUAUAUCUUCAAAACAACAAACCAAGCGGGGACACUCACAUAGCAUGCUUGACUAUGGCUUUAAAAGCCAAUAUUUUUGGUAAUCUUGAAUGGUUGCAACUAUCAGAAACUCUCCCUGAUAAUGCUGAGAAGAACGCUGGAAUACUGACUGACCUCUUAACAUCCAUUGCCACUCAUUGCCCUAAUCUGAAUAACCUUGAUCUCUCUAAGAAUAAUAUCGGUGUGCCAGGAGCUGGUGCAAUAGGAGAGGCACUUGUAAAAUUUGCUACCAAUAGGAAGGAGUUAAAACUGAACCUAAGUGAGACUAACCUCGACAGUGUGGCAGCGACAGCAUUUUCCGACAAUGUGUUGGCUAUAUUAGUGGAUGUUUCAAACCCACUCUCCUGUGAAAUUGAUUUGCAUGUUGAUACAAAUCCACUUGGACACAGCGGCUUGUUAGCCAUCUUUAGAAUGCUCUCUAACAAAAACUGUCCAGUAACGAGACUUCAUCUGGACCACACUCAUGCAGUUAAUCAGGGCCAAUUAACGGCAUCCUCUUUUAAAACCCUAACAUUUCCUGGUCAAUGUAGCAAAUUAAAAAGCGUAUCUCUUCAAAACAACAAACCAAGUGGGAACACUCACGUAGCAUGCUUGACUAUGGCUUUAAAAGCCAAUAUUUUUGGUAAUCUUGAGAGGUUGCAACUAUCAGAAACUCUCCCUGAUAAUGCUGAGAAGAACGCUGGAAUACUGACUGACCUCUUAACAUCCAUUGCCACUCAUUGCCCUAAUCUGAAUGACCUUGAUCUCUCUAAGAAUAAUAUUGGUGUGCCAGGAGCUGGUGCAAUAGGAGAGGCACUUGUAAAAUUUGCUACCAAUAGGAAGGAGUUAAAACUGAACCUAAGUGAGACUAACCUCGACAGUGUGGCAGCGACAGCAUUUUCCGACAAUGUGUUGGCUAUAUUAGUGGAUGUUUCAAACCCAAUCUCCUGUGAAAUUGAUUUGCAUGUUGAUACAAAUCCACUUGGACACAGUGGCUUGUUAGCCAUCUUUAGAAUGCUCUCUAACAAAAACUGUCCAGUAACGAGACUUCAUCUGGACCACACUCAUGCAGUUAAUCAGGGCCAAUUAAUGGCAUCCUCUUUUAAAACCCUAACAUUUCCUGGUCAAUGUAGCAAAUUAAAAAGCGUAUCUCUUCAAAACAACAAACCAAGUGGGGACACUCACGUAGCAUGCUUGACUAUGGCUUUAAAAGCCAAUAUUUUUGGUAAUCUUCAGAGGUUGCAACUAUCAGACACUCUCCCUGAUAAUUCUGAGAAGAACGCUGGAAUACUGACUGACCUCUUAACAUCCAUUGCCACUCAUUGCCCUAAUCUGAAUGACCUUGAUCUCUCUAAGAAUAAUAUCGGUGUGCCAGGAGCUGGUGCAAUAGGAGAGGCACUUGUAAAAUUUGCUACCAAUAGGAAGGAGUUAAAACUGAACCUAAGUGAGACUAACCUCGACAGUGUGGCAGCGACAGCAUUUUCCGACAAAGUGUUGGCUAUGUUAGUGGAUGUUUCAAACCCACUCUCCUGUGGAAUUUAUUUGCGUGCACGUGUUGAUAAGAAUCCACUUGGACACAGCGGCUUGUUAGCCAUCUUUAGAAUGCUCUCUAACAAAAACUGUCCAGUAACGAGACUUUGUCUGGACCACACUCAUGCAGUUAAUCAGGGCCAAUUAACGGCAUCCUCUUUUAAAACCCUAACAUUUCCUGGUCAAUGUAGCAAAUUAAAAAGCGUAUCUCUUCAAAACAACAAGCCAAGUGGGGACACUCACGUAGCAUGCUUGACUAUGGCUUUAAAAGCCAAUAUUUUUGGUUAUCUUGAGAGGUUGCAACUAUCAGAAACUCUCCCUGAUAAUGCUGAGAAGAACGCUGGAAUACUGACUGACCUCUUAACAUCCAUUGCCACUCAUUGCCCUAAUCUGAAUGACCUUGAUCUCUCUAAGAAUAAUAUCGGUGUGCCAGGAGCUGGUGCAAUAGGAGAGGCACUUGUAAAAUUUGCUACCAAUAGGAAGAAGUUAAAACUGAACCUAAGUGAGACUAACCUCGACAGUGUGGCAGCGACAGCAUUUUCCAACAAUGUGUUGGCUAUAUUAGUGGAUGUUUCAAACCCACUCUCCUGUGAAAUUGAUUUGCAUGUUGAUACAAAUCCACUUGGACACAGUGGCUUGUUAGCCAUCUUUAGAAUGCUCUCUAACAAAAACUGUCCAGUAACGAGACUUCAUCUGGACCACACUCACGCAGUUAAUCAGUGCCAAUUAACGGCAUCCUCUUUUAAAACCCUAACAUUUCCUGGUCAAUGUAGCAAAUUAAAAAGCAUAUCUCUUCAAAACAACAAACCAAGCGGGGACACUCACGUAGCAUGCUUGACUAUGGCUAUUAAAGCCAAUAUUUUUGGUAAUCUUGAGAGGUUGCAGCUAUCAGAAACUCUCCCUGAUAAUGCUGAGGAGAACGCUGGACUACUGACUGACCUCUUAACAUCCAUUGCCACUCACUGCCCUAAUCUGAAUGACCUUGAUCUCUCUGAGAAUAAUAUCGGUGUGCCAGGAGCUGGUGCAAUAGGAAAGGCACUUGUAAAACUUGCUAUCAAUAGGAAGGAGUUAGAACUGAACCUAAGUGAGACCAAUCUCAACAGUGUGGCAGCGACAGCAUUUUCCGACAAUGUGUUGGCUAUACUAGCUGAUGUUUCAAACCAACUCUCUUGUGAAAUUGUUUUGCAUGUUGAUAAGAAUCCACUCAGACACAGCGGCUUGUUAGCCAUCUUUAGAAUGCUCUCAAAUAAGAACUGUCCAGUAACAAGUCUUGAUCUGAAAUCGAUCAUUCACACUUCCAUUACUCAUCUCGCUCCAUUUUCGAACAACCCUCUUUUCACUUCUCUUAACAGCACUAUAACAUGUCUCUGCCUUAGUGGAAAUUUGUUUCAUGGUGAGAACAUUUUGAUACUAGCCGAAUAUAUUCAGUGCUGUGUUUUACUGGAGAGACUUGAUUGUGUUGAGUGUCAGCUUACUUCAAACGAUAUACUUAUAUUAUUGUUGCAUCUAAAAUCUCAAGAUAUUCAACGAACCUGUUUGAAACGUUGGAAUCUUAUAGGAAACAGGAUUGAUGAUCACAUAGUUGAAACCCUUACUACACACUUGCCCUCAGUAUUCCCUUGCAUAGAAAACAUUGAUCUAGCAACACCACCAGCAUUCUUUCACUUCUUUUACAUCAAUAAUCCUGUGAGUCAACAGGCAGUGGAAACUUUACAACAGUUUCUAAAGGAGAGAAAGAUGUGUCAAGACAUAACAUUCAGCCAAGGUCCCAAUAAAGAAACAGUGGCUCAAACUACAUCAUCACUAUCGGAUGUUGUGCACCCAUUGCCAGAGGCUACCUCCAGUGAUGACGUGCACUCAAACCCUGCAUGUGUUCCUCAAGAAAUGGAUGAGCCAGAGAGUACUCCAAUUACUGCUAGUUGUAAUCAACUGAGAGUUUCUGAAACCUCUCCAGUAAGAAGUAGCCACAAAGAAAUGCCGAACGCAACUGAAAUUUUCCCGGAAUCUGAGCGUUCAUGUUUGACUAUUGAAACAAAAAGAGAAAUAAAAAUCACUGAAUUUAAUUCAAGAGUAGAAGAAACUGACCUCCCCAAAUUAGUGUCCUAUUGUGACAACACCCAUGACAGUUCUCUUGAUAAGCUGGCCAACCUCUCACCAUCUGGACAGCAAAGUGACGACAUGAGGGAUCUUGCAUUGGUGUAUAGCACUCAGGCUGUUGUUCAUGAUGUCAUAAAUGCUCCAGAGGGUUCUCACAAAAUAUGCAAGCAAAAAGAAUUGAUCCUUGGUAACGAAUCAUUUCCACGGAAAGUCUCGAGUUUGACUGUUGAAACACUAAAGAGAGAAACUAAAGUCACUGACGAGCAGCUGGACACAAGAGUAGAAGAAAUAGAUCUUCCCAAAUUAUCGUCAUAUUUCGAUAACAUCCAUGACGGUUAUCUUGAGGAGCUGUGCCUGUCAUCUGGACAGCAAACUGACGUAAGGAGUCAUGCAUUUGUACACGGCACUCAGGCUGGAAUGUUGCUGGCUUUGAAAUACUGGCUGGAUAGAGCUCUUGCAGAGGGCACCUUUAGAGCCUUACUACUCAUCUUACUCUCCCUGGACAAAGGAGAUGUUGCUAUCAAGGUGGCCGAGUACUUAUCAGUCAAAGAAACACUUCAUCUACAACAUGACACUAAAAAAUCUUCAGCUCGGCCUCUUAUUUCAGGAGAAAGUGAAAACAAGAUACAGACUGACCCAACUUUAUUGAUCGUGAGAAAAAGUGACUCAUCCACACAAAGAGAUGCCCAAGAUUUGAGUCUGCACACCUUGCAAGCAGAGCUGAGGGACCUCAUUGAUCCCAAACAGCUUGGGAUACAACUCAAUGUACCAGCUGAAAUCUUAUUAAGAGUCCACCAUCUCGAUAUUGAAGGUCAGAAGAAUGCCCUGUUCCAGUACAUUGCCAACAACCACAAGAGCAGAGCGAUAACUUGGAGCAAAAUUACCGAUGCUCUGCACAGCAUGCAUUAUGGGGACCUCUCACAAUACAUUGGGGAGAAAUACUGCACACACAUGCACACGGUAGAUGUGAAUUUGAGUACGAGUCAUUAGAGUGCAAAGAUUUAUUCAUUACAAUGUUUACGAUGUCAUUAUUUACUUGUUUAUUGUUUAGAGUGUUUUGUAAUGUUCAUAGGGUGCUCAAUACAGUACCUAUAAUUAUAUAUAGCUACUUAGGUCAUUAUUAAUUUUUACUUGUGUCGUGUAAUUAUUAUAGAUAAACAACGUACUAGUGUAUACGUGUUAUCAUUGCAAUCCUUAGCCUUUAUACUUAUGCUGCUGUAGUUUUUUAAUCAUGCAUUGGAACACUACAUGUAA
This is a messenger RNA of Halichondria panicea, 7534 nucleotides long. RefSeq lists its product as uncharacterized. Lineage: Eukaryota; Metazoa; Porifera; Demospongiae; Suberitida; Halichondriidae. Gene Ontology annotation, biological process: intracellular signal transduction. The transcript has 11 exons. The coding region runs from base 209 to 7270 and encodes 2353 amino acids. Gene Ontology annotation, molecular function: protein binding. The record is from RefSeq and is a predicted model, not a curated record.